Molecule: messenger RNA, 3873 nt
Organism: Drosophila kikkawai
Lineage: Eukaryota; Metazoa; Arthropoda; Insecta; Diptera; Drosophilidae
Gene: Mov10
Product: Mov10 RISC complex RNA helicase
Biological process (GO): regulatory ncRNA-mediated post-transcriptional gene silencing
Cellular component (GO): cytosol; P granule
Molecular function (GO): 5'-3' RNA helicase activity; RNA binding
Source: RefSeq, a predicted model, not a curated record
CUUUCUUGUUGAUAAAGUAUUCAUUGGAUUUUUAGGGACUCAUUUACAAUUAUUGAUUUAGGAUAUGAAUCUAUGCCUUAAGAUUAAAGCAAAAAAUAUAUAUAUAUAUUCUUUAAAAUGUUAAAGUUUUCUAAAAGAUGGAUAAGUGGUUUAAAGCGUUGAUCGUAGCUUCUAGAAAUAAUUACCUUUCAAUGACUAACUUUUCACUAUCAUCGACUGUUUUAAGAUCAUAAAUAUUUAUAAAUGUAUUAAAGGGCCUCGCAAUAAAAGCUUUCAAAGUGCAAUCUUAAAUAGAUAAGCAAGCUAUAUAAUGUUAUUCCCCUUAAUACAUUUCACUUCAAUUAAAACAAAAGCUUUUGUUUGACUUCAUUAGUGAACAGUUCUUAAAACGAAACGAUUCAGUUUUUGAACCUACACAAAAGUUAUUGAAGAAAUCUUUUAACUAAAACCAGAAAGUUAACGCGUGUGAUUAAAAAUAACUAUAAUUUUUCUUACGCGGAAGUGGAAAAGUUAAAACCAAGCCUAAAGAAUGCACACCAACGUGAAUUUGGAACUGUUAGAUCAGCAGCUGUCGCAAAUCGCCUGCUACGCCGAUCUGCACCUGAAACGCAAGAAAACUACCAGUUUCCUCUUGGGCCAAGCGGAGCCGGUGACCAACGAUGUCAAGGCCAAGCAGGUGGACCCCCUGACCAAGCAAAAGCUACUCCUGGCGCUGAUGCACCAGCUGCCGUACUUUCCGCCCUGCCCUGAAAUGAUGGAGGCCCUCGCCUCUGAAUUCACCGAUUCAGAUUUGACUUCCAAGAAUGCCAUUUUCGCGGAAUACCUGAGCACACGGUGCCUGGAGUUCUACAAUGUGUGCUCCGUGAUGCGGACACUGCUGGAGAUUGAGGACCUCUCCACCAUGCAGCUUUAUGCACAGCUAAUGCAAAAGGAUGUGGCCGUGCAGAGGGUUUCCAAAUAUAGGUACAAGGUGGCCCUUGCCCACACGGCAGUCAAUGCUGAGGACGUGGUUGCCCCCAAUCUGGACGAUGUUGUGCUGGUGCCCAAGAGCAGCCUGGCAGCUUCUGUGCUGCCCAAGCAGCCAAUACUGGCUUUGCAGCCGCACGCGCACGAAUUUCUACCUUCGAAGGAUCCGAUGCGCCGGUAUGUGGGCUCAGUGGAACAGGUGGCACGCACCUGUGUCCACUUCCGUUUCAGCCGCGAAAACUUCCCGGGAGAUGACUACCUGAUGAGCCAGCGCUUCCAUGUGAUCCUACGCUCCAGACGCAUACCCUUCCGCUACAUGUACCGUGCUCUCAAAGUGCUCCAGGAGAUGCCAGCGGUGCGUCGUUACCUCUAUCCCUUUCCCGGAUGGAUGACCGAAAUGCUGAGCAAGUCGAUGAUUCAGUUUCGGAAUGGCGAAUGCCUGCCCAGCUGGAUGCGGGUGCAGCCUCCGGCUCUGCCCAGACCAGCGGUGGCUCUUUCCUUGUUAAAUCCGACCAUUUAUUCCAAUGCCGAGCAGUUGCAGGCGGUCCAGAGGAUUGUGGCAGGGCCCAAUCCGAAUGGACCUUACAUCGUAUUCGGACCACCAGGCACUGGUAAAACCACAACCAUUGUGGAGGCCAUUCUACAGCUGCGCCUUCACCAACCGCGAAGCCGCAUCCUUGUUACCGCCGGUUCGAACUCCGCCUGCGACACGAUCGCCCUGAAGUUGUGCGAGUAUAUCCAGAGCAACGUCCGCCUGCGUGAGGCCUUUGCCCAACAGGAUAAGCCCUCGGCGAAUCACCAGCUGAUCCGCGUUUACUCCCGUUCCAUCCACCGCAAAGGACUCGCGUCUGUCCCGGCGCUGCUCCUGAAGAAUUCCAACUGCUCGAAGCUUGGUUACGAGCACCUUGGAGUUUCACACAUACUCGAGUAUGGCAUUACGGUGGCCACUCUCUGUACCGUGGGACGCUUUGUCUGCGACAAUCUCGGCAAGCACAAUCAUUUCACCCACAUUUUCAUCGACGAAGCCGGUGCGUCCACGGAGCCAGAGACCUUGAUCGGGAUCAUGGGUGUGAAGCAAAGCGCUGACUGUCACGUCAUCCUGUCCGGUGACCACAAGCAGCUGGGUGCCGUGAUCAAGAGCAAUCGGGCGGCAUCCUUGGGCUUAAGCCAUUCCCUGAUGGAGCGCCUCUUGCGUUCCGAAUCCUACAAGCUGGAUGGCAACGGAAACUAUGAUCGCACUCUGCAGACGCGCCUGCGUCAGAACUACCGAUCCCAUCCGCAGAUCGUGCGCCUGUUCAACGAAUUGUACUACAACGGCGAACUGAUUGCCAAGGCUCCAGCCUCGGAGGUUAACCACGCGGCCAACUGGAAGCUCCUGCCCAACGGGGCCUUCCCGAUCAUCUUCCAGGCCACGCAUGGAGUGACCAAGAGGGAGGAACACUCAACCAGCUCGUUCAAUCACCUGGAGGCGCAGGUCGUCUGCUGGUAUGUGAAACGACUGCUCCAAGAUGGCUUGGGCAGGGGAAGAAUGGUAAACCAGUCGGACAUAGGCAUAGUUGCUCCGUACACGGCCCAGGGUAAGGUAAUAACCCAACUGCUGCACAGCCAGGGUCACGACAACGUGGAGGUGGGCAGCGUGGAGAACUAUCAGGGCCGCGAGAAGCCCAUCAUUAUUGCCAGCCUGGUGCGCUCUUUCGCCAAUAUGGGUUUCAUGCGAAAUCCUCGCAGGGUUAAUGUCCUCCUGUCGCGACCUAAAUCCUUGCUAAUACUAGUGGGCAAUCCGGUCACCCUGCGCCAUCACAAGGACUUUAAGUUGAUCAUCAAGGAGUGUAAGCGUCAAGGCACAUAUCUGUUCAAGAAGAAGGAUUCCCAGCAGAGGCCACAGUUCCUGCCGGACAUCGAGGAGGAAGAAUCAUCCGACGAGGACACGAGCAGUGACCUGGAAGCCGAGGACGAGCGCACACCAUGGUUUGCCAAGAUGCCGCUGGACAUUAGUGUGCGCGGGGAUACAAUUGAGGAGCUGUCGACCGAAGAAGAAGGCAGCUCCGAGGAAGCUUCUUGCACAACAGACUCAUCCAGGUGCAGUUCCGAGGGUCUACAAGCAAGUAUGCUUGCCAAUAUGCAAGAACUGGAGCAGAAAAUUGCUCGCCUAUCCAUGAGGCUGGGAGGCUUCUCAAAGUCUAUAAGACACUGAGUUUGGAGAUAAAGUUUAAGCCAAGACGUAUGUGACUAGUGAGUAAGGACAGGCCUCCAGGGCUGGGAUAUAAACCUCUAGAAGAGAACCAAAAUCUAAUUUUGAAUCUGUAGAACAGGAAAACAGGAGUUUCUUGCAUUUUUUUUUUUACUUAUACAUUAUAUUAAGAUAUCAUUAACCAUAUGUUCGAUGAGGUUCGUUACCAUAUCAUGGGGCUGUGAACGAAAGAAAAAAGAGAAAGAUAUUCGGUAUAAGAAGUGGACUAAUCAAAGAGAUCCUACAAGGGUUAAGGAACCAACUGGGACGUUUUAAACGAAAUGUUUUAUAUUCGUAUAUAUAUAUAUUUAAGCAGUGUCUAUAUAAUUAGUAAAACGUUUACAAAAUACAAAUACAAUGGAGUUUGCUGCGUUAGGUUUUCGAAAAAAUGUGUUUAAAAAUAGUUUCGUUUUUGCAUAUUAUGUAAUCCAUUUUUUUCCCCACGCUUUCUCGAUGAAAUUCGUUCAGUCUUUGUUAUUAAUCAACAACUUUGUUAAAGUGUUUCAAAUUGUUUGCGUCGUUUGUUCGCUAUUUUUUUGUUUUUUUUUGUGUAUUAAGUUACUUCCUUUCCAAAGAAGUGGAAGAAUUUCUUUUCGUUUGUUUUUUUGCCAAUUCUAAAUGUGAAAUUAAUGCCAAGUUUAGUUGAUUAAAGUUUUGUUCGAUUUAAAAAAAAGAAA